Salpingoeca rosetta is the source of this 2083-nucleotide messenger RNA. RefSeq names its product serine carboxypeptidase CBP1. Gene Ontology annotation, molecular function: serine-type carboxypeptidase activity. The record is from RefSeq and is a predicted model, not a curated record. The transcript is spliced from 8 exons. Gene Ontology annotation, biological process: proteolysis. The coding region runs from base 165 to 1496 and encodes 443 amino acids. NCBI's taxonomy places the organism in Eukaryota, Choanoflagellata, Craspedida, Salpingoecidae.
CAAUUUUCGUGUUUGCUUGAAGACAUUCGUCAAGAUUCUCCUCCAAGCCUCCAAAGUUGGUGCUUGUGCGACCGCGUGUUUGCUUGGUGCUGGUCGCUGCUGCAUUUUCCUCUUUCGACCACCAACCUCCCCUCCACCUUCACUGCGUGUUGUUGUGUGCCGAGAUGAAGCUUGCUGUUUCCGUGCUUGUUGCACUGGCCGUUGUUGCCUCUGUGCAGGCCACUCGCUACUGGUCUACCCCUGAAGGCGACUUCAAGGGCUUCCUUGAUGGCAACGAUGUCACAGGUCUCUGUGGCAAGACCAAGGCCGAGGCCGGCUACUUCACCAUCCAGGGUGGCAAGAACAAGAACUACUUCUACUGGUACUUUCAGAGCAAGAGCAACCCUUCCACUGACCCCGUGAUCCUUUGGAUGACCGGCGGCCCCGGCUGCAGCAGCCAGCUUGCCCUCCUCUUCGAGAACGGCCCUUGCACCGUCAACCAGGAUGGCACUGCCACGAUUGAGAACCCCUUUGGCUGGAACGCCCAGGCCAACAUUAUCUUCGUUGACCAGCCCGCUGGCGUUGGCUUCUCCUACGGCGAUGCCGGCGACGAGGACCACAACGAGGCCAUGGUUGCUGAGGACAUGUACAACUUCCUGCACGAGUUCUUCAACGCCCACGCCGACCUCGCUAACCGCGCUCUGUACAUCUUCGGCGAGUCCUACGGCGGCCACUACGCCCCGGCCACAGCCCACCGCGUUGGCAAGUCGCUGAACCUGCAAGGCCUCGGUGUCGGCAACGGCCUGACGGAUCCGCUCGUGCAGUACGAGUACUACCCGCAGAUGGGCUACGACUGGGCCAAGCAGGUCCUCGGCAAGCCCGUGCUCACGGAGGCGCAGUACAAGCUCAUGAAGUUCCUCUGGCCCACCUGCCAAAAGAAGAUUGCCGCCUGCCAGACGGACACGAGCGCGUGCCCCGGCGCCCAGAUGUACUGCAACGAGGUGAUGAUUGCCCCCUACGAGGCUCACGGCCUCAACCCUUACGACAUCCGCAAGCCCUGUGGCCCCAACCCGCUCUGCUACGACACGCGCAACGUGGACAAGUUCCUCAACACGCCCUCUGUGCAGCGCCAGCUUGGUGUCCCCCCUGGCAUCAAGUGGGAGUCGUGCAACAACACGGUCAACGCCGCGUUCUCCUCGGACUGGAUGAAGAACUUCCAGCAGGACAUCCCCAGCCUCCUCGCCAACGGCACGCGCGUCCUCAUCUACGCCGGCUACAUUUGCAACUGGAUCGGCAACAAGCAGUGGACGCUUGCCCUCGACUGGCCAGGCAAGUCUGCGUUUAACAACGCCCAGGACAACAACUGGAACUUCAACGGCACCACCGCGGGUGUGCUGCGCUCUGCCAACGGCUUCAACUUCCUGCAGGUGCACGCCGCCGGCCACAUGGUGCCCCACGACAAGCCCGAGGUUGCGCUGCACAUGGUCAACCAGUUUGUCACCAACUCGCUCAACUAAGCACCGUCGCCCCUGGCGACGCCUGGUCGUGCCUGCUGUGUUUGUGUGUUGUCGACAACGAGACGUGACUCCGGCUGAACAAGCACGCGCGCGCGUGUUGCACUUGAUGCUGUGUUUUGUUUGUGACCUUUGAUGAUGCGUGGCGUAUCAUGUGUUGCGUGGGAUGAUGUGAUGUGUACGUGAGCCAACUCGUUGUUUGCCUCUGAGCACGCACUCCGCCCCUCGUCGCGCUUGUGUGCUUGCUUGUUUAACCGCUCUCUUGUUGUCGCAUACUCGACCAACUCCUCAACCCACCAACUUUUCGUCGACAGCCUCAGGCCAUCCCCCCCCCCCUUCCUUCUUUGUUUGUUUGUCUUCGUGCUGACACUACCCUUCUCUCCCCCCCCCCCCAAUACUGUCUUGUGUUUUGUUGGAUGGUGUCGCGUUGGGCUGCUUGCUGUAUGUGAAUGCUCUUGCAUGCAAUGCAAUGCCAUUACAGCGCCGCUGCCGGUGUUGUGCUUGCCGGCUCUGUUCGUGUUUUACACCCGACCAGAGACAGCCACACAGCAAGUCAGUGCAGACACCAAUUAAACAGACGACAAAUCACA